UUGCCCGUCCCGGGCAACACUUAGGCCACCACUGGUGCACGAGAUCUAAUCCUUAAGCCCAAAGCAACCCAAAAACUAGCUGUAACGAUGCCGCGCACCACCCGACGGCGCGUGCGGGCGGCCGCCUCGGCGGCGGGCAGCACACCCUACAACAUCCUGCCCACCGACGACCACCACGCCGAGCACCCGUCGCUCCGCUUCCCGGAGGUGCGGGCUGCCGCCGCGGCGCUCCAGGCGGCGGUGGGUGGCCUCCGCCCGCCGCCCUACUCUCGCUCUCGGUGGGGCGCGGACAAGGACCUCAUGGACUGGCUCGGCGCCUUCUUCGGCUUCCAGCGGGACAACGUGCGGAACCAGCGGGAGCACCUGCUGCUCCUCCUGGCCAACGCGCAAAUGCGGGUCUCCUCCUCCGCGGACGCACUCGAGCCCCGCGUCGCGCGCUCCCUGCGCCUGAAGCUCCUCCGCAACUACACCUCGUGGUGCCGCUUCCUCGGCCGCCGGCCCAACGUCUUCGUUCCCGACGCGGCUGAGGACCCCCGCACCGACCUGCUCUUCACGGGGCUGCACCUCCUGGUAUGGGGCGAGGCCGCCAACCUCCGCUUCAUGCCGGAGUGCCUCUGCUACAUCUACCACCACAUGGCGCUGGAGCUGCAUCGAAUCCUGGAGGGCUACGUCGACGACAAGGGCCGUCCUGCCAACCCCGCCGUGCACGGCGAGAACGCCUUCCUCGCCCGCGUCGUCGCGCCCAUCUACGGUGUCAUCCGCGCCGAGGUCGAGUCCAGCCGCAACGGCACCGCGGCGCACGCUGACUGGCGCAACUACGACGACAUCAACGAGUACUUCUGGCGCCGCGACGUGUUCGACCGCCUAGGCUGGCCCAUGGAUCGGUCGCAGCACUUGUUCCGCACGCAGCCGGACACGGACCGCAAGACGGGCUUCGUCGAGGUCCGCUCGUUCUGGAGCAUCUUCCGGAGCUUCGACAGGCUGUGGGUGAUGCUGGUGCUCUACCUGCAGGCCGCGGUGAUCGUGGCAUGGGACGGUGCGAGUGCGACGUGGCCGUGGCAAAGUCUGAGGUCGCACCGUGGGGUCCAGGUGCACGCGCUAACCAUUUUCAUCACCUGGGCUGGGCUACGCUUCCUGCAGGCGCUGCUGGAGAUUGCGACGCAGUUUCGCCGUGCCUCGAGGGACAGGGACAGGGACGGCCGCAUCCUUGCCGUGCGCAUGGGGCUCAAGGCCAUCGUGGCAGCCGGGUGGGUCCUCACAUUUUCCCUCCUGUACAAGGGAAUCUGGAGCCAGAGGGACAGGGAUCAGAGCUGGUCGCCGGCGACUGACGCACGAAUUAUGAGGUUUCUAUAUGCAGCUGCAGUGUUCGUGCUCCCUGCGGCCCUUGCCAUGGUGCUCUUGGUUUUCCCCUGUCUGCGGAAGGCAUUGGAGAAGACAAACUGGAAAAUCUGUUACGCUCUCACCUGGUGGUUCCACAGCCGCAUCUACGUUGGCCGUGGGCUCAGGGAGAGCACCUUUGACAGUGUGAGAUACUCAGCCUUCUGGAUACUUGUGCUUGCUGUCAAGUUCUCCUUCAGUUAUUUCCUCCAGAUCAGGCCACUGGUGGCACCCACCAAAGAGAUAUACGGCCUGAGUACGGCCGCAUAUGCUUCUUGGCAUGAGUUCUUUAGCCAGAGGAACCCAUUUGCUGUGCUCUUACUGUGGUUCCCGGUGGUUUUGAUCUACCUCAUGGAUAUACAGAUCUGGUAUGGCAUCUUCUCUUCUCUGGCUGGCGCCUGGAUGGGGCUUUUCUUGCACCUUGGGGAGAUCCGGGACAUGGAGCAGCUGCGACUCCGGUUCCAGUUCUUUGCAAGUGCCAUGUCAUUCAACAUCAUGCCGGAGGAGCAGCAUGAGAAUGGGCCCAACAGCAUUCUCAGGAAGUUUCGGAAUUGCUGCCAUCGGUUGCGGCUACGGCACGGCCUAUUCCAAGGCCGAUCCUUCAGGAGGAUCUCUCUCGAGUCAAACAAGGUAGAGGAGCGAAGAUUUGCGCUCGUCUGGAAUGAGAUAAUCGCCAAGUUCCGGGAAGAGGACAUUGUGAGCGAUCGUGAGGUUGAGCUUCUUACGCUGCUACCCGCGCAACCCAAUGUGCGUGUGAUCCGCUGGCCGUGCUUCUUGCUCUUCAACGAGCUGUCUCUUGCACUUGGUCAGGCAAAGGAGUCUCAGGGAUCUGAUCGCAGGCUCUGGAGCAAGAUCUGCAAGAACGAUUAUCGCCGUUGUGCUGUUAUUGAGGCAUAUGAUAGCACAAAAUACUUGCUGCUAAAGAUCAUCAAGAACAGAACCGAGGAACAUGCCAUCGUGACAAGGUUGUUCCGUGACUUCGACGAAUCCAUGGAGAAGGAGCUGUUCACAGUCAAGCAUAACAUGUCCGUGCUGCAAAAUAUCCAUGCAGAGCUCGUAGCUUUAUUAAGCCUGCUUCUCGAGCCCAACAAGGAUACCACUACCAGCAAGAUUGUCAAUGCGCUUCAGACCCUCUAUGAUGUUGUGGUUCGUGACUUCAGGACUGGGAUAAGAAGCACGGAACAGCUGAGGAACUCAAGGCCUACCAACCUUCUUUUCGUAGGCAAUAUCGUGCUGCCUCAUGAGGAGAAUGGCAGCUUCUAUAAGCAGGUGCGCCGCAUUCACACCAUCCUUACCUCAAGGGACCAUAUGAUCCAUGUCCCAAAGAAUCUUGGAGCUCGCCGAAGGAUUGCCUUCUUCAGCAACUCAUUGUUCAUGGACAUGCCACGAGCAACCAAGGUAGACAAGAUGAUGGCCUUGAGUGUCUUGACACCAUACUAUGAUGAAGAGGUCUUGUACACCAAGGACCAGCUCUAUAAGGAGAAUGAAGAUGGUAUCUCGAUAUUAUACUAUCUGCAACAGAUCUACCCGGAUGAGUGGGAGUUCUUUAUCGAGCGGAUGGAGCGGGAGGGGAUGUGUGAUAACAAGGAGCUGUACAUCGAGAAGCAAAGGUUAAGAGACCUCCGGCAGUGGGUCUCGUACAGGGGACAGACGCUCUCACGUACCGUGAGGGGGAUGAUGUAUUACUAUGAAGCUCUCAAGAUGCUGACUUUUCUUGAAUCCGCAUCUGAGCGUCGAUUGAUUACUGGAUCGAGGAAGAUCUCUUCAAGACCAGGUUGGGCUUCUUCAAGCAGCGCAUCUUCUUCACGUGCAGCACCACUGAGACUGAGCAGAGCAAGUAGUGGGGUUGGUGUGAGCUCCUUGUUUAAAGGUAGCGAGUAUCGGACUGCCCUUAUGAAAUACACUUAUGUGGUUGCAUGCCAACUUUAUGGCCAACAGAAAUCUCGAAAUGACCCCCAUGCCGUUGAGAUAUUGGAGCUAAUGAAGAAGCACGAGGCACUGCGCGUCGCUUAUGUCGAUGAAAAGCAAUCCAGCGGUGGUGAAACAGAGUACUUCUCUGUCCUUGUGAAAUACGACCAACUGUUUCAGCGGGAGGUCGAGAUCUACCGGGUUAAGCUGCCUGGACCCAUGAAGCUUGGUGAAGGCAAGCCAGAGAACCAGAACCAUGCACUCAUCUUCACGAGGGGUGAUGCCGUUCAGACCAUCGACAUGAACCAAGACAACUACUUUGAAGAAGCUCUUAAGAUGAGAAACCUGCUUGAAGAGUUCAAUCGCUAUAGCAAGCCAAAUAUCCUUGGAGUUCGGGAGCAUGUGUUCACCGGUUCUGUGUCUUCUCUAGCUUGGUUUAUGUCUGCUCAAGAAACAUGUUUCGUCACUCUGAGCCAGCGCGUUCUUGCUAAUCUACUCAAGGUUAGAAUGCAUUAUGGCCACCCGGAUGUGUUUGACCGCCUCUGGUUCUUGGGCCGAGGUGGCAUCAGUAAAGCAUCGAAAGCAAUCAACAUCAGUGAGGAUAUAUUUGCUGGAUUUAACUGUACUCUCCGUGGGGGCAAUGUUACACACCAUGAAUAUAUCCAGGUUGGUAAAGGAAGGGACGUUGGGCUCAAUCAGAUUUCCAUGUUUGAAGCCAAGGUUGCUGGUGGCAACGGGGAGCAAACUCUAAGCAGAGAUGUCUACAGACUAGGCCACGGAUUGGAUUUCUUCCGGAUGCUCUCAUUCUUUUAUACAACCAUUGGAUUUUAUCUCAACACCAUGAUGGUUGUGCUAACUGUCUAUGCAUUUGUGUGGGGGCGCUUUUAUCUUGCACUCAGUGGGCUCGAGGACUACAUCACAAACAACACUAGCUCUACUGAUAAUGCAGCCCUGUGGGCUGUCCUGAACCAGCAAUUUUUCAUACAGUUUGGCCUCUUCACAGCAUUGCCCAUGAUUAUUGAGAACUCCCUAGAGCAUGGUUUCCUCAUUGCGGUGUGGGAUUUCAUAGUAAUGCAAUUGCAGUGUGCAUCUGUUUUCUACACCUUCUGCAUGGGGACCAAGACACACUAUUAUGGGCGGACACUCCUUCAUGGAGGCGCAAAGUACCGUCCUACUGGCCGUGGCUUCGUGGUGGAGCACAAGAAAUUUGCUGAGAACUAUAGGCUGUACGCCCGUAGCCAUUUCACGAAAGCAAUAGAGCUUGGUGUGAUAUUGUGUCUUUAUUCAUCUUAUAGCAACAUCGCAGGGGAUACAUUGGUGUACAUCCUGCUGACACUUUCCAGUUGGUUCCUAGUAUGCUCCUGGAUUCUUGCCCCCUUCAUUUUCAAUCCAUCAGGUUUGGACUGGCAGAAGAAUUCUAAUGAUUUUGAGGAUUUCUUCAGUUGGAUUUGGUUCCAGGGCGGAAUUUCGGUCAAGUCUGAUCAGAGCUGGGAGAAGUGGUGGGAAGAGGAAACCGACCAUCUUCGGACCACUGGUCUGUGGGGGAGCAUCAUUGAGAUCAUACUGGACCUCCGGUAUUUCUUCUUCCAGUAUGCAAUUGUGUAUCGGCUUCACAUGGCCGGUGGGAGUAGAAGCAUCCUUGUCUAUGUUCUAUCCUGGGCAUGCAUACCGUUGCCUUUUCUGGCUCUUGUCACGGUUACCUAUUUCAGAGACAAAUAUUCAGCAAAGAAGCACAUUCGCUACCGGCUUGUCCAGUCUGUUAUUGUUUGUGCCUCUUUGGCUGCUAUCAUUGUGCUGCUUACACUCACAAAGUUCCAGUUCAUUGACACUUUUACUAGUCUCUUGGCUUUUCUACCAACUGGCUGGGGAAUCAUAUCCAUUGCUCUGGUGUUCAGGCAGUACCUGAAGAAGUCUGACACUGUUUGGAAAACUGUGGUUGUUGUGGCACGUUUUUAUGACAUAACAUUGGGAUUAAUCGUUAUGGCACCCAUAGUUGUGCUGUCAUGGUUGCCUGGACUCCGGGAAUUGCAGACGAGGAUCCUGUUUAAUGAAGCUUUCAGCAAGGGACUUCAUAUUUCCCAAAUGAUUACUCGCAGAAAAACGCAUCGAGCUUAGGGUUAUCUGUAUGUGUAUCAGGUGGUUGUGAUCUUGGUGUGCUUUGCAAUGUCAGGAGAUCCGAGAGGGGCAUCACGUCAGCAUGUAUGUUGUUGGGGGUUGUGACUCCAAGCACAGAUGCAUGGCCGGACGGUUGUGACUCCAAGCACAGAUGCAUGGCUGGCAAGCAAAUCCAGACCGUUGCAGGCGGUUUGAGGGUCCGUUUUGGAGAUGCCCUAAAUAAGUGAGGACAAAAACAUGUAUGCUAUUCAAAUAGUCUAUGGUGUAUGUAUGCCAUGAGACAUUUAUUUCUACUCAAAUGAUUGUAUUGCAACUGCAAUUUUUAUCUGAAUGUCCUCCUACAGGAGACCAGACUAUAUUUUUCCU
Messenger RNA from Triticum aestivum (bread wheat), 5766 nucleotides. Its product is annotated as callose synthase 12. Gene Ontology annotation, molecular function: 1,3-beta-D-glucan synthase activity. The transcript is spliced from 2 exons. NCBI's taxonomy places the organism in Eukaryota, Viridiplantae, Streptophyta, Magnoliopsida, Poales, Poaceae. Gene Ontology annotation, biological process: (1->3)-beta-D-glucan biosynthetic process. The record is from RefSeq and is a predicted model, not a curated record. The coding region runs from base 88 to 5400 and encodes 1770 amino acids. Gene Ontology annotation, cellular component: 1,3-beta-D-glucan synthase complex; plasma membrane.